AGGCGCCGGCGCCUCCGCGGAGCCCGCCCCGGCACAGUCGAGCGCGUCCGCGUCGAUCUUCAGCCCCACGGAGGAGCAUCAGGCCCUCAGGGAGAUGGUACGCUCGUUCACGGAGGCCGAGGUGGAGCCCCAGGCGAUCCAGUUCAACCGGGAGGAGCGGAUGAACCUUCCGCUGUUCCGGAAGCUGGGCGAGCUGGGGCUGCUGGGCGUCACGGUGCCCGAGGAGUACGGCGGCAGCGGUAUGGACGCGACGGCGGCCGUCGUCGUCCACGAGGAGCUCUCCGCCAGCGACCCGGCGUUCUGCCUGGCCUACCUGGCGCACAGCAUGCUGUUCGUCAACAACCUGGCGCAGAACGGCAGCGAGGCCCAGAAGCGGCGCUGGCUGCCGGCCGUCUGCGAGGGCUCCAAGGUCGGCGGCAUGUGCAUGUCCGAGCCGGGUGCUGGCACGGACGUGCUCGGCCUGAGCACCUCCGCCAAGAAGCAGGCGGACGGCUCCUACGUGUUGAACGGGGCGAAGAUGUGGAUCACGAACGGCACCCUCGACGGCGAGACCACGGGCGACUGCUACCUGGUCUACGCUCGCACGGGCGAGACUUCUCGUGACCUGUCGCUCUUCCUGGUGGAGAAGGGCACGCCUGGCUUCUCGCUCGGGCAGAAGAUCCACGACAAGUGCGGGAUGCGCGCGUCCAUGACCGCGGAGCUCGUCUUCCAGGAUUGCCGGGUCCCCGCCGAGAAUCUGGUCGGCAAGGAGGGCGGCGCGGUCUUGUGCAUGAUGAGGAACCUGGAGAUCGAGAGGGUGACCCUGGCCGCGAUGGGCCUCGGCAUCGCGCGGCGGAGCAUCGAGGAGAUGAACAGGUACGCCAAGGAUCGUAAGGCUUUCGGGCAGUCGCUCAACCACUUCGGGCAGAUACAGCGCUUCAUUGCCGAGUCGUACGCCGAGUACAUGGCAGGCCGCAGCUACGUGUACGAGACGGCGCGCCACCUCAAGCUCGACUCCACGGGCAACGGCCUAGACGCCGACGGCGUCAAGCUGUUCUGCGCCAACAUGUCGAAGAACGUCGCGGACAGGGCGAUGCAGGUCAUGGGCGGGUACGGGUACACUGGAGAGUACAACGUGGAGCGCCUGUGGCGCGACGCCAAGCUUCUGGAGAUAGGCGGCGGUACCAACGAGGCGCACCACAAGAACAUGGUCAGGGAUUUAUCGCGAAAUGUGACGGUGCUGCCGUGAUCCCAUGCUCUCCACCCGCUGUCUCGUUCCUUCUGCGGCAGGAU
This is a messenger RNA of Prorocentrum cordatum, 1272 nucleotides long. The record is from the annotation of a GenBank genome assembly. NCBI's taxonomy places the organism in Eukaryota, Dinophyceae, Prorocentrales, Prorocentraceae.